This is a messenger RNA of Oryzias melastigma (Indian medaka), 2311 nucleotides long. RefSeq lists its product as uncharacterized. The record is from RefSeq and is a predicted model, not a curated record. NCBI's taxonomy places the organism in Eukaryota, Metazoa, Chordata, Actinopteri, Beloniformes, Adrianichthyidae. Bases 106 to 2103 code for a protein of 665 amino acids. The transcript is spliced from 7 exons. Gene Ontology annotation, molecular function: GTP binding.
AAGUCUUAUUAACUGGAAGCUCCUCCCACUUAUCAGGUGGUGAUUUGCGUGCGUUCGCCAGAUCAGUGUUAGAGCUGCAGCUGUUUUCUCUGCUCUUUAACCACAAUGGAUGACAUGUCCGUGACGCACCCAGUUUUCCUGGAGAGUUCCAGACCUCUAGAAGACAUAAACAAGAAAGUCACGCGUUAUUUCUGUAUGAGGCGCAAAUCAGGCGGAGGAGACUGUGGACCUCUGACCGCUGUGCGCCAAAACAUCUACAGGAUCGACUUCAGAGACCAACGAGACCAGCAGGAAGUCCUGAGAAGAUCCCCGCAUGUUGUGGAGCUGGAAGAUGGUUUUGUGGAGAUCAGAGUCAGAAGCAGCUUGGAACCUCCCACCUCCUCAUCCAGCCGCAGUACCUCACCUUCUCCAGCAGAGGGCUCUGAGGUUGUUCCGGGUGAAGAUCAUCAGUUUUCAUCACUGGAAGACAACCAGUUUUGUGAAGAGGAGUUCAUCUCAGCACGCUCUGCACAGCUUGACCCACAGGAGGAGGGUUCUUCAUUUGGGUCUUUGGCUGGUUAUUCUAGUGAAGUUAGUCACAGGAAACCAGACCAGGGCGAAGACUCUGAUGGGUCUGCGGUCAGCUUUGAGGAAAGUCCAGACACAAAGAAGACACACCAGAGCACAGAGGAGUGUGAGGUUUGCCCCGCUGGAAAGACUGUUGGGGAAAGUCCUCCAAAACAUGAAGACACAUUUGAUUUGGAGAAGCCGUUUCCUUCAGAUAAGACUCUGAGUGAAGCAAGCAGACUCUGUGACUCUGAAGUCCAGACAAACACAGAUGCUGCUGGAGCUGCUGGGGGGUGUGUCCACGUUCAGAUAGUCCAGGGAACCAUCGAGAUGCAGGAAACAGACGCUCUGGUGUCUCCCAUGGUUGGCCACACCCACCGGUCUACUCGUCUUGGAAACAUCCUAGAAAACAUAGUUGGCUCUCGUCUCACUGAAGACUUCGAUGAAGCAGCAGGAGACGAAUGGAUGCCGGGGGACUUUGUGCUGGUAGAGGGACUGCCUAGACUUCCAUCUAACGCAGUGUUCUUCCUCGAUCUCAUUCCAUGGGAUGGAGAUGAUGAUGGAACUGCAGUUCAGAUUCUCAGGUUGGGGAUCAACAACAUCCUAGCUUGCUGUGACGACAAAGGCUUCAGAUCUGUGGCUCUUCCUGCACUCGGAGAAGGAAUUGUCCUGGGUUUUCCCAUCAGUUUGGUAGCCAGAGUCAUACUGGAGCAGAUUUAUGAAUAUGAACGUAAACGACGAAGAAACAAAGACCUCUUUGUUCAUAUUGUCCUUCUGCCUGAAAACAAAGCAGCUAAAGAGGCCUUCACAUCUGUGCAGGAAGACUUCAAACUCAAAGGAUCAAGGAGGAUUGUCCUGCUGGGAAAAACUGGAUCAGGAAAAAGCCACUUGGCCAACACCAUAUUUGGAGAUGACCUCUUCACUGCACAUCAUACUGCCAACUCUGGAACAGUUUCAUGUCAGGUUGAGACUAAAUGUAUCAAUGGAGCAAGCAUCACUGUGGUGGACACUCCUGGUUUCUUUGACACAAGGCGAUCUGAGGAGGAUAUGAAGCCGGAGAUCAUCAGGUGUCUCAAGGAGUCCUCUCCUGGGCCCCAUGCUUUUCUUAUUGUGUUUAAAGUGGGCAAAUUCACUAAGCAUGAGCAGGAAGUUAUUGACAAAAUCUGCCAGCUUUUUGUCAGUGAUCCCUUGCAGCAUGCUGUGAUUGUAUUUACUCAUGGCGACCAGCUGCCCCCGGAGAUGAAAAUUGAGGAGUUUGUUGCAAAGCAACAGGAUCUAAGCGAUGUGGUGCAGAAGUGCGGGGGUCGCUGUCUAGUUUUUGACAACAAACGCUGGAACAACAAACCGCCUGAUCAGUACAGGAGUAACCAGUUCCAGGUGCAGGCUUUGCUUAAAACAAUCGACAAGAUGGUGGAAGAGAAAAAAGGAGGCUACUACACCAAUGAGGAAGAGGAAGUAAUACAGAAAAAGGGAGAGAAUACAGGAGAAUCAGCAGUAAGCUUAUCUGGUUCCAGAGGAUUCUUUGGGAUGUUCUCUUGGUUUAGAAAAAAUAGUUAAGUUUGCGUUCAAGUGCUAUGAAAAUAAUAUUUAUUAUGUACAGCACAAAUGAUUUCUUUGGUAAAUUUACUUGACUCACAAAGGAUUCUAAAAUAAUUAUUUUUUUUACAAUUGCUGCUUUAUCCCAUUUUUUUAUGUGCCAACAUUAUUUUCUGCCCUUUUGAAGUUUGUUUUAUGCUGUCUAAUAAAGCCUAAAAACUAUGCUUGA